AUGAAAGAUAUUAGAAAGAAGACCGAAGUCUGGGACUCGCUUAUUCAAAGUAGUAGAAAACAAACCGAAGCAAACUCCAAAUCUAUUGCUGCUUUAGAAAGACAAGUGGGUCAACUUGCUGAGCAAUUGGGAAGGAGAGAAGAUAGGAGGCUUCCAAGCUACACAGAUUUAAAUCAAGCACACAAGCCUCAAAGUCAGGGACAUGUAAACAUGAUUAGCUCACUUCGGAAUGGUAAAGUGUAUGACAACAAGAUUCAGAUCCUAGACAUGCCUAGAAACAGGUAUGAUCAAGCUAAGUUUUCUUUUUCUAGUAAUAAUGAUGAUGAUUUGGAAAAUGAUGACGGGUUUCCAUUUAAAAAUGGGGAGGGUAAUGAAAAUCAUGAAACUUUUGUGAAACCUCCCACUCAGCCCAAAGUUGGGGAAGAUGAUGUGGAUGUUAACUCCACACCGUUCCCUACAGCUUUAAAGGCACCGGUCUCCUCUCCUUAUGGGAAGAAAGGACCAAAAUCUGAUGAUAUGUGGGAAAUUUUCAAACAAGCGUUGACGGAUUUUUGUACAAGCAUCAAUAUACUUCCAUCUAGUCUAGUUGAUCGGUAUGAGUUAGGUUCUUUAAAACAAACUGAUAUUAUUAUUCAACUCGCCGAUCGGUCAACAAGGAUUCCAAGAGGUAUUUUAGAGGAUGUGAUUGUGAAAGUAGAGGAUUUUUAUUAUCCUGUUGAUUUUAUCGUGAUGGAUAAUGAGGCAUCGUAUAGGGAUACCCCACCACCAAUCAUUUUGGGUCGUCCAUUAUUGGUUACAAUUGAUGCACGCAUUAAUUGUCGAACAGGGGUCAUGGAUAUUUCUUUUAGUAAUAAGAAGCUAAGAAUCAAUAUUUUUAAUACAUUAUCGGCUUCUAUUACUAAUGAUUGUUAUGCUAUUGAUGCUAUUGAUGAAUAG
Messenger RNA from Erigeron canadensis, 936 nucleotides. RefSeq lists its product as uncharacterized. Bases 1 to 936 code for a protein of 311 amino acids. The transcript is spliced from 2 exons. The record is from RefSeq and is a predicted model, not a curated record. Lineage: Eukaryota; Viridiplantae; Streptophyta; Magnoliopsida; Asterales; Asteraceae.